CAUACUAGGUCUUACUAAGCCACUCGCUGCGAACAACGAAUGGACGAAGCAGAUUGGCCCACAUGCAUAUCAGAUGGACACGCUAAACCGAACUCGGUGACAAGCGCCUUUUCGUCCCCAAGCCUAUCUUUACCUAUUCUUGCGCAACGAUAGAGCCGUCUCAUUUCAUAUCCCGACCACUUAAUAGGCUAGGAAAAUAUAGCUUACGUUGCCUUGAACGGCAGUGCUGGAGGAGUUGCAGGGAGGCCUUUUUGUGGAGUGCGCACAUAGUUCAGCUCCGAACUUCUGGCAGCUAAGUGAACACCGCGACAAAGACCGAAAGAUCGAGAGGAGAAUUACGAGAAUUCUCUUGCUGCGACGGAAUUCUAUUCGCAAUGAGAAUAUCUUUUUUUCAAGUGUGUCUACUAACACUGCUUUCGGUUGCACAAUGGCAGUCUGUCCUCUCAGCAGGAGCGCAAUAUUGCCAGAAAGGUGACCCGGAAUUUUGCAUGGCAGUGUCCAGCAAAGAGAAUGCAUCUCGGGGAAAAGAUAUUUACCUUUCAAUCUCAGCAACUCCACACAGCACAGGAGGCUGGUUCUCUAUUGGGAUUGGCGCAAAGAUGGCCGGUGCUCUUAUGUUUAUCCUAUACACUGAUGCCAGCCAGGAGCAGCUAGCUAUUAGCGUGAGGACAGCUACCGGACAUGUCGUGCCCACAGUGGUAACAGAUACUGCGCCGGAGAUUAAUGUCACCAAAGCAAUUGUUGUUCCUGAAACUGGGACCUAUCUUGCUGAGAUCGUCUGCUACUCUUGUGAUAAAUGGCCCGGUGUCGAUUUUGACUCCGCAUCUCAGCCGUGGAUGUUCGCAGAAAAUCGAGGCCAAGUUUUCAACUCUCUGGAUACUGGUGUAAAACUGGACGUUCACCAAAGUCAUGGCCAUCUUGCUGUUGACAUGCAUUCGACUCUUCUUUCCACAGAUGAGCCCGUUCCCCCCAUGGACAGCCAGAAACAAUCGUUCGGCAUACGGGUUGUAACUCAUGGAAAGGGAACAACUAUGGCUGUCAAAAUCCACGGGUUCAUCAUGACCAUCUGCUUUAUGGGAAUAUUCUACUUCGGCACCGUCGCGAUCCGCUGGCCACACUCGCAGAGCUUCCGUCUCCAUUGGGUCGCCCAAUUGAUCGCGUCACUACUUGCCAUCGCUAGCGCCGCAUACAUGCUCUCGCGCGCAAAGCAUCUUGGAACACACAAGAUCAUCGGUCUGGUAGCAACAUCUCUACUCAUCCUGCAAGGAUGGCUCGGGUACAAACACCACAUCGUCUUCGUCCAGCAACAUAGACGGUCUCUGUUCAGCACGUUGCAUGUAUGGCUGGGGAGAAGCGUCCUCUGUUUGGGAAUCUUCAACAUCGGUACGGGAAUGUACUAUGCAGGAUGGUCAGCUGUGGCUCUGGCAAUUUGGUUGGCGAUUGUCGUGUCUGAGCUCGGUUUCUUCAUCUACGUAAGCAUCAAACAUCGCCGCAGAAAGCAGCAGGAGACCAAGAGCGCGAAGGUUGUAGAACAGGAAGGUGUUCACGGAGAUGACGAAAACGGAGAAGAGAUUGAAUGAGUACCACUCAUGGAACGCAUGGCAUGAUGUCCUUUUUAUAUAUUCUUUUCUGUACACUUGGCCUUCGGAUCUUUAACAACAAAACCAUGGAUGAUGAAUAUAUAUGUCAUAUGAAUUUCAAUCUUCUCAAUUAUGCUGCUACAUACUCGCAUGUCCGACAAAAGCCAAUAAUAAAACCCAAACCACAAUACUUGGAGAG
Molecule: messenger RNA, 1779 nt
Organism: Paecilomyces variotii
Lineage: Eukaryota; Fungi; Ascomycota; Eurotiomycetes; Eurotiales; Thermoascaceae
Exons: 1
Coding region: 375-1580 (401 amino acids)
Source: RefSeq, a predicted model, not a curated record